UUUUUCGCACGAAAUUUACUCCUCUAACACCACGUACUUCACCCGAUAUGUAUAAGUCUUUCGAUCGUAGGGUUAUUUCGUGCUCUACGUUGCACUUUGCGAUUCCAGUUUCUCGCUUUACUCGCUUAUUUACACUAAUCAAUAUGAAAAACCCGAAUAACCUCAAUGCGUUCCACUUCCUAAUACCUCGUUAUUUAUCAAAGGUAGAAAUAAAAAAUAUCACCGAAAUGAACCGCACCUUGACUGAAGUCAGCAGCAUCAAUGAUGACAGCCGAUGGGGAAAAAGAUUGUACACACUGUUUGAUAUGCAACAGCAAAGUUGGAGUAUCGACAAGAAACAGUGUACGAAUAUUUGGAUCGACGUCAGUCGGGUCUACAGAGAAGCCUUUAGUGGAUACGAUAUGUUCCGUACUCGAUGUAGAAUUAACCGAAGAUACGGCGCAUUCUCUUGUUAUGUGUAAAAAGUGCUACAAGUUAUUUAACGAGAUUGAUGAACUAGAAGGCAGACUAGCAGAAGUAAAGUUGGAAAUAUUUACCAAUUACAAAAGAACAAUUGGGAAAGUGUCAAAUAUAAUUUAUCCAGAGGAAGAAGAUUUUAAUGACCAUGAUUACGUUGAAAAUCCUGAAACACAGAGCUCUGAGUCACCGGAGAAGAUUAAAGUCAACCAGAAAUUGAAGAAGAAAGAUAUCAGCGUGAAAAAAAUUCUCGACAAUGACGACGUGGAUAAGGACGAUGAGACGUCCAAAGAUAAUCUGGGAGAUUUUGGAAGCGAGGAUUUGACGACCGAUCAAUGCAGCGAGGUCGACCCUAUAGCCAUAAAGACUGAAAGUGAGGAGAAUAGUGAGAAUACGGAAGGGCGCAAAGCUAGUUCGAAAAAAGGCAAAAACAUCAACAAGUCUUCAGAGUCUGUUCAAGAGCCGAUGGUGGUAAGAGUCGGCAGUGUUUACACGUGUUUACUGUGUACAAAUGACGAUGAACGAGGGACUGGUGACGCGAAAUCAAUCAUGACGCAUUUGAAAAAUGUACACGACGCGCGUUUGUACAUCUGCGACAUAUGCAGCAUGGAAUUUCGAAAACGGAACGAGCUUUCGGUUCACCUUGAUGAUCACGUAGCAAACGAGGAAGGAGACUUUCAGUGCGAGGUCUGCAAUAGAAUAUUCAGCAAUUUACGGCUCUUCAGGAUACACAAACGAAUUCAUUAUCCUCAAUCUAAAUCUUGGCCCUGUGAAACAUGCGGAAAAAGAUACAGUUCGAGAAAUUUACUUGAGGAGCACAUCAACACUCACACUGGAGUUCGUCCUUAUGUAUGUGAAACUUGUGGCAAAGAUUUUGCCUCAAAAUACACUUACAAGGCGCACGUAAAGACUCAUGAAGUACGGCCAAGGCCUUUUGAGUGCAGCCAGUGUAGCAAGUCAUUUUUGAGCCAGCAGAACCUCACUCAGCACGAACGAACGCAUAAUGGAGUAAAGGAGUACGUCUGUCAUCAAUGCGGAAAAGCGUUCGGCUCACCGCAUAAUCUCGAGGUUCACAAUAUAGUCCACACCGGUUAUAAGCCAUACACAUGUAGAAUAUGUAAUAAAGCUUUUGCUCGCAAGGCGGAGAUACGGGAUCACGAGAGAACACAUACCGGAGAAAAACCAUACCAGUGUGAAUUCUGUGGAGCAACGUUCAGUCAAAGGUCGAAUCUGCAGUCUCACAAACGUGCAACGCACUAUAACGACAAAAGAUACAAGUGUAACGAUUGUGGGAAAGGAUUUAAACGACGUAGGCUUUUGGAUUAUCAUAUCAAAGCAGCUCACACAGGAGAAAGACCGUUUAAAUGCCCGACUUGUACAGCGACGUUUGUUUAUCCUGAACAUUUUAAGAAGCAUAUGCGCAUCCAUACAGGCGAAAAACCCUAUCUCUGCGAAGUGUGUGGAAAAGCCUUUAACAGUAGGGACAACAGAAAUGCGCAUCGAUUUAUACACAGCGAUAAAAAACCGUAUGAAUGUUUAGUGUGUGGAAUGGGAUUCAUGAGAAAACCUUUGCUUUACACCCACAUGCAAACACAGGGGCAUUUGAACGAUACGAUUGUCGUGAAUCAACCGCGAUUAACAACAGAUGACGACCAAGUUAUUACUUUACCCGAUGCCGAUGUGGAACUCUUGAUGGAAGGCGAUGACAAUGAGCAGGAGACAGAAUUGUAUAUAACCGAAUUGAAAGAUCACGUGAUCAUACAAGACGGUCCUCAGAUAUAUCAGGACGAAAAUGUUUUGAGCAUUCCAUCGGAAGAGAAUAUUGCUGAAGAGGCAGUUGAGCACCUUGUCGUUGACGGGCAGAUUGAUUUCGCUGAGAGUGACGUAAUGGGAUGCAAAACCGAGGCAGCCGAACAUAUCGAGGAAGUUUACAGUUACAACGACGGUGAAGAUGGUCCCACCAUAGUUGUACCCACCACUGCGGAGUACGACGAGAUGGCGGAGGAUAAUAAAAAUUCCGUUCGGCUGGUCCAAAUCAGAAUCCCGGCUUCAGCGGCCGACGAUGGUCGGAAUUGGUUGAACUUAGUACAAAAUACAUGAAGAAUGUAAAUUAACUUUUAUAGUACGGCGGCGAAUUAAAAUUGCAAUGUCAAUAAACUGAUAUAAAUGUUCUUUUAAAACAAAGAUAAUAUACCACUAUCAAAAUAAAUCGCUUCAAACAAUA
Molecule: messenger RNA, 2680 nt
Organism: Diprion similis
Lineage: Eukaryota; Metazoa; Arthropoda; Insecta; Hymenoptera; Diprionidae
Product: zinc finger protein 300-like
Exons: 12
Coding region: 262-2556 (764 amino acids)
Biological process (GO): regulation of transcription by RNA polymerase II
Cellular component (GO): nucleus
Molecular function (GO): RNA polymerase II cis-regulatory region sequence-specific DNA binding; DNA-binding transcription factor activity, RNA polymerase II-specific
Source: RefSeq, a predicted model, not a curated record